Molecule: messenger RNA, 681 nt
Organism: Ambispora gerdemannii
Lineage: Eukaryota; Fungi; Glomeromycota; Glomeromycetes; Archaeosporales; Ambisporaceae
Source: the annotation of a GenBank genome assembly
AUGUUCAAAAAUGUGAACGUCAAUAAAUUUGCCAAAUAUUAUUUAAUCCUAGAAAUUUUUAUUUUAAAUGAUAAUUUAGUUGUGAAGGUUACUAAUAAAAAAACUGGCUUUGAGGCAUUGAAUAUUGCCGCCUUAUUGAUACUUGGAUUCGCUGCUCCACUCUACGCAAAUUCAAUAAUGGAACGGUGUAUGGAUACAUUCCAGCAUUUGGCUAAACUCCAUAGAGUCAAUAUUGAUGGGCCGAAGAAACCAAUUUUGUUUGACAGUAUUCGAGUGUGGUUGAGUCAAGGUGUGCUUCCUCGAAGAACAACUCGUAAAAAACAAUUAUCCGGUGGACACGAAAACUCCGUAGCGUUUAUCGACUUCGAGUAUGGCAGAUAUAAUUAUCGUGGAUUUAUUGGAAAUCAUUUUAAUACUUUCGCCGGAUGGCAAUGUGAUUAUAGCUUAUACCCGACUAAAGAAUUCCAACUUGUUUGGCUCCGUCAUUACUUAUUAUCGUUUUAUCCUGAGACCAAAGUUACCGAUGCAGAAGUAGAAGAGUUGUAUCGAGAAAUAGCGAAAUUCGCACUUGCUUCCUUUUUCUACUGUAGUGUAUGGACAUUGAUAUCCUCUGAAAAUUCUGACAUCAAGUAUGAUUUCAUGGAAUACGCCGAACGAGCGUUGAGAGAAUAUUAUCGAUGA